Triplophysa dalaica is the source of this 1668-nucleotide messenger RNA. It is a transcript of the gene selenou1a, whose product is annotated as selenoprotein U 1a. The transcript is spliced from 7 exons. The record is from RefSeq and is a predicted model, not a curated record. NCBI's taxonomy places the organism in Eukaryota, Metazoa, Chordata, Actinopteri, Cypriniformes, Nemacheilidae.
AUGAGGACGCCUCCAGUGUCACUCCACGGUAGUAGGUGACAACAUUAGCAGACUUGAACUGCGAGUGAAUGUUCCUCUGAGGUGAUUUGGAGUGGUGGCUAACUCACCCUGGAUGUUUACAAUGGCCUUUAUAGUAUUACGCUCCAUACAUUUGACCCAUUUGUGGCCAAGAGGACGCAUAUCUUUUAAUGUAAAUAGUGCUUUCAAGCACAGAAUCUCUGUAAACUCCAGGUCAUCUGUGUCUCAAUGCAGAUUAGAAACGGGAGGUGAUAAGACAGUCACAAAGUGUGCUCCACUGACCGUCUCAUGCCAGCCAGUUUUCAAGACAUUAGUGCCUUUCACUUCUGUCAACUUGUUGUGUUUUCGUUCUAUUUCCACAAAUUGCCAAUUAUGGAGGGAGAGCCAGAACAGCCAGUCUUCCAUUAGUAAGACAAAAGUUUCGACGUCCGUCCUGGAGGGCCAGACGCUUGCUAUGGGCAUGUGGUCACUAGGCCUUGGCGCUGUUGGUGCUGCCAUCGCCGGCAUAAUACUGGCCAACACUGACUACCUGCUGAGCAAAACAGCACCUGCUACACUGGAGUACCUGGAGAAUACUGACCUCAAAACCAUAGAUGAUGAUGCAAAGAUUUUUAAAGCUAGGAGUCUGUGGGAGAAAUCGGGCGCAGUGAUCAUGGCUGUGCGGCGACCUGGAUGAUUUUUGUGCAGAGAGGAAGCCUCUGAGCUGUCCUCUCUGAAGCCUCAGCUGGAUGAGCUCGGGGUCCCUCUCUAUGCUGUUGUUAAGGAGAAAAUAGGUUCAGAGAUUCAGGACUUCAAGCCGAAUUUUGCUGGGGAGAUUUUCCUGGAUGAAACGCAAGCUUUCUAUGGACCACAGCAGAGGAAGAUGGGUGGGCUUGCUUUCAUCCGCUUAGGGGUUUGGCAAAACUUUUUAAGGGCCUGGAAGUCAGGUUAUCAGGGCAACAUAAAUGGAGAAGGCUUUGUCUUGGGAGGAGUGUUUGUCAUCGGGUCUGGCAAACAGGGGGUUCUUCUAGAACAUAGAGAAAAGGAGUUUGGAGAUCGAGUCAGCAAUGAGUCUGUUUUGGAAGCUGUUAAGAAAAUUGUAGGCGAAAAGUAGAUUGUCUUAUCGGUCAAAUUGGAGCAGAACCAAGGAGAGUCCGCCCAUAUUCUUGAAUCACAACUUAUGUACAUGAACCUCAUCACACCUCAUUUCUCCUCCUGAUGCUGUGAAUAGAAAAACGCUCAGUUGAUAUAGGAUUCAUGGCACUGAUUGUAACACGAGAACUAAUUGACAACACCUCAAAUCAUGUCAGAAGACAUGUGGCCUUGUUUACAGGAAGUUAAGGAUGCACAGUCAAGGAUAUUAUUAUGAAAUUGAACAUUGAACAUGAGUAAUAUUGUUGCACUUUAGAAGUAGUUAAUCAGGAAUCAUUGCAUGGUUGUUUUGCACCUCACUGGAUUUCUUAAGCUGCCUGCUGCUGUACUGGUGGUUUAAUGGUGGUAUGUGUAUUAAUGAUAGUCUGACUCGCAACUCUAAUAAGAGAGAGCAGAUUUGAGGCCAGCACAUACUUUCAAACCUGCUGGUAUUUUUUCAGUGAGCGGUCAAAGGUUUCAAGACGUGGAGCUUACAAUAAGCAAUAAACAUGCUACUACAUUGGAAAAUUUGUCUUCAUU